Molecule: messenger RNA, 1773 nt
Organism: Pipistrellus nathusii (Nathusius's pipistrelle)
Lineage: Eukaryota; Metazoa; Chordata; Mammalia; Chiroptera; Vespertilionidae
Source: the annotation of a GenBank genome assembly
AUGGCCGAGAAGGGAGACUGCUUUGCCAGCGUCUACGGCUAUGACCUCGGCGGGCGCUUUGUGGACUUCCGACCCCUGGGCUUCGGCGUCAACGGGCUGGUGCUGUCGGCCACGGACAGCAGGACCUGCCGGAAGGUGGCCGUGAAGAAGGUCACCCUGAGCGACGCCCGCAGCAUGAAGUACGCCCUGCGGGAGAUCAAGAUCAUCCGGCGCCUGGACCAUGACAACAUCGUGAAGGUGUAUGAGGUGCUGGGGCCCAAGGGCGCCAGCCUGCAGGGCGAGCUGUUCAAGUUCAGCGUGGCCUACAUUGUGCAGGAGCACAUGGAGACAGACCUGGCCCGCCUGCUGGAGCAGGGCACGCUGGCGGAGGAGCACGCCAAGCUGUUCAUGUACCAGCUGCUCCGCGGGCUCAAGUACAUCCACUCGGCCAACGUGCUGCACAGGGACCUGAAGCCCGCCAACAUCUUCAUCAGCACCGAGGACCUCGUGCUCAAGAUCGGGGACUUUGGCUUGGCGAGGAUCGUCGAUCAGCAUUAUUCCCACAAGGGUUAUCUGUCAGAAGGCUUGGUAACCAAGUGGUACCGCUCACCACGCCUGCUCCUCUCCCCUAACAACUACACCAAAGCCAUCGACAUGUGGGCGGCCGGCUGCAUCCUGGCCGAGAUGCUCACGGGGAGAAUGCUCUUUGCAGGGGCUCAUGAGCUGGAGCAGAUGCAGCUCAUCCUGGAGACCAUCCCUGUGAUCCGGGAGGAGGACAAGGACGAGCUGCUCAAGGUGAUGCCCUCCUUCGUCAGCAGCACCUGGGAGGUGAAGAGGCCCCUGCGCAAGCUGCUCCCCGAAGUGAACAGUGAAGCCAUCGACUUUCUGGAGAAGAUCCUGACCUUUAACCCCAUGGAUCGCCUCACCGCCGAGAUGGGGCUGCAGCACCCCUACAUGAGCCCAUAUUCGUGCCCCGAGGACGAGCCCAUCUCCCAGCACCCCUUCCGCAUCGAGGAUGAGAUCGACGACAUCCUGCUGAUGGCCGCCAGCCAGAGCCAGCUCUCUACCUGGGACAGGUGUGGUGCCAGGUACCCCGUGAGCCUGUCAUCCGACCUAGAGUGGCGGCCCGACCGGGGCCCAGACGCGAGCGAGGUGCAGCGGGACCCGCGCGCGGGCUCGGCGCCGGCGGAGGACGUGCAGGUGGACCCGCGCAAGGACUCGCAGGGCAGCUCGGAGCGCUUCCUGGAGCAGUCGCACUCGUCCCUGGAGCGCUCCUGCGACUACAAGGUGGGCUCGCCGUCCUACCUGGACAAGCUGCUGUGGCGCGACAGCAAGCCGCACCACUACUCGGAGCCCAAGCUCAUCCUGGACCUGUCGCACUGGAAGCAGACGGCCGGCGCGCCCCCUGCCCCUGGGGCCAAUCCCGGGGCCGCGGGGGCCGGGGCCGGGGCCGCCGGGGCGCGCCGCGAGGAGGACGAGCCGGCCAGCCUCUUCCUGGAGAUCGCGCAGUGGGUGCAGAGCACGCAGGCCGGCCAGGAGCCCGCCAGCCCGCCCCGCGAGGGGCCCGAGCGCCACCCGCCCGCCUCCCCGCACGGCCGCCCGGCCACCGUGGACGGCGGCGGCGCCAGCCCCCAGUUCGACCUGGACGUGUUCAUCUCCCGCGCCCUGAAGCUCUGCACCAAGCCUGAGGACCUGCCGGACAGCAAGCUGGGUGACCUCAACGGCACCACGUGCAUCCCCGAGUGCCCUGCAGACCUGGUGCAGGCAGACCCCUUCUCCAAAGAACGGUGGUGA